Molecule: messenger RNA, 2873 nt
Organism: Rosa chinensis
Lineage: Eukaryota; Viridiplantae; Streptophyta; Magnoliopsida; Rosales; Rosaceae
Product: protein NRT1/ PTR FAMILY 5.6
Exons: 7
Coding region: 1268-2764 (498 amino acids)
Biological process (GO): transmembrane transport; dipeptide transport
Cellular component (GO): membrane
Molecular function (GO): tripeptide transmembrane transporter activity; dipeptide transmembrane transporter activity
Source: RefSeq, a predicted model, not a curated record
AAUAUAAUUUUCAUACGGACUUACGUGUGAAAAUUAGAAUGACAAUAUUCAAACCCUAGCUAAUUGAUAAACUCCCACAUUAAGUUCUUUUAACCGCCUCCUUCGCGUUCCCGACCUCAGCUUGUUCUCCAGCCUGACCCGCGCCCUCGACCUCAGCUCGGAGAGCCGCCUGGAGCUCAUUCUCCGACCUAACCACGAGCUUUUUCUCUGACCGCCGUCAGCGUAUGUCCUCUCUCUCUCUCUCUCUCUCUCCUCUGCAACAACCCUUUCACCUGACCAGCACCCGACCUCCUCUUCCUUCUUCGCCUCCGAUAGGCAGCCGCCUCCUUCUCCGGCCGGCACUUGACCGCACCAGUGUUUGAUUUUCUGUCCGCCAUACCCUAAAACCUAACCCGUUCACGCUCUUAUAUUAAUACCAAAACCCAGUCAGGUGCCUCCAAAAGCUUGUUUCUAGGUCUCAGCGGCACAGGAAGAAGAAGAAAACAGAGAUCUAGAUUCAACCAUGGUGGCUGUGAAGAAAACCAAGAAGACCCAUGAGUCUAUCAACAACAGGCUCGCUCUUGUCAUGAAGAGUGGCAAGUACACUCUGGGUUACAAGAUCGUCAUCGACACUCUUCGUAGCUCCAAAGAUAGCAUCUCUCUCUGAUUCUUUGACCCAAAUUUUCAAUCUUUGUCAUUUAUGUGAUUUGGGUUUUGAAUCUUCGAUGUGGGAUUUGAUUUUUUUUUUUUGCGGGUGAAUUGCAGGGAAGCUGAUUAUAAUCUCGAACAAUGGCCCUCCUCUGAGAAAGUCGGGGAUCGAGUACUACGCGAUGCUUGCCAAGGUUAGAGUUCACCACUAUAAUGGAAGGAUGUUGGAAGCUUUAUUCAGCCAGAGCGUAUCAGGCAAAUGUGGAUCAGACCCUUUUCUUCUGAGACUGUGCAAGAUUUCAAACAUAAAAUCGCUCAAACACAGAGACAUAGACACACACGUGCGUGGGUGUGCACACACACAUAGUUUAACUUUGGUGAGCUUAUUGAAGAGAGAAACUGAUGACAACUUACUCAUGCGUGAUGAGUGACACUCUUGAGACAUUAUGGAGGUAGUAGACCCGUGAUCCCAACCCCAGCCAUCACUGAUAGUGUAUAUCGCAGCAGAACAAUUGAGUUCAGUGAGAGGCUGAGUUACUUUGGAAUAGCAACCAGUUUAAUUAUUUACCUGACCAAAGUAAUUCAUGAAGACCUCAAGAGUGCAGCAAAGAGUGUCAACUAUUGGUCUGGUGUUACCACAAUGAUUCCAUUCUUUGGAGGCUUCAUAGCUGAUGCUUAUUUGGGUCGCUUCUCAACUGUUCUGGUCUCAUCCAUCAUUUACCUUCUGGGUUUGAUUCUUCUAUCCAUGUCCUGGUUUGUACCAACCCUAAGGCCUUGUGACACACAUCCAUGUCUUGAACCAAGAAAAAUCCAUGAAGUGGUGUUCUUCCUAGCCAUAUACAUGAUCUCCAUAGGAACUGGAGGCCAUAAACCCUCUUUGGAGAGCUUUGGAGCUGACCAAUUUGAUGAUGAUCACACUGAAGAAAGAAAGCAAAAGAUGUCCUACUUCAAUUGGUGGAACUUUGGGCUUUGCUGUGGUCUUUUGCUUGGGGUGACUGUGGUUGUCUACGUACAAGACCAUGUAAGUUGGGGUGUCGCAGAUAUAGUUCUCAUGGCAGUCAUGGGUACCUCGCUGGUUAUCUUCAUUGUUGGGAGGCCGUUUUACCGCUAUCGAAGACCUACAGGAAGCCCCCUGACACCAAUGCUGCAGGUUCUUGUAGCGGCCAUUGCGAAGAGAAAGCUGCCAUAUCCUUCUGAUCCUGCUCAAUUGUAUGAAAUUUCCCAGUCGGAGAAGGUCCGUGGGAGGCUUUUGUGCCACACCAACAAGCUCAAAUUUCUUGACAAGGCAGCCAUCAUAAGCACAGAAAAUUCAGCUGAGAAGCAAAAUCCUUGGACUCUUGCAACAGUAACAAAGGUCGAGGAGAUGAAACUAGUCCUCAACAUUAUCCCCAUUUGGCUAGCCACCCUACCAUUUGGAAUGUGUGUAGCACAAACCUCUACGUUCUUCAUCAAACAAGGUGUCUCCAUGAACCGAAGCAUCGCCAACGGUUUCGAGAUCCCCCCUGCCUCAAUCUACUCUCUCGCAGCCAUCGGAAUGAUCAUAUCCGUCACGUUCUACGAGAAAAUCCUAGUCCCCGUCAUGCGAAGAACAACUGGAAACGAAAGGGGAAUCAACAUCCUCCAGAGAAUCGGAAUUGGAAUGCUCUUCUUAAUCGGCACAAUGGUAGCAGCUGCCUUGGUGGAGAAGAAAAGACUAGGGAUUGUUGAGAAAGACCCUUUAAAGAGUUCACAUUCCAUGAGUGUGUUCUGGUUAGCACCCCAAUUUGUGAUAAUUGGAUUUGGAGAUGGGUUUACUCUUGUAGGUCUACAGGAGUAUUUCUACGACCAAGUUCCGGACUCCAUGAGGAGCUUGGGAAUUGCGUUUUACCUUGGUGUAAUUGGAGCUGGAAAUUUUCUCAGUAGCCUCUUGAUCACGGCCAUUGAUCACAUCACAGAGCAAAGGGGGAAAAGUUGGUUUGGUAAGGAUUUGAAUAGUAGUCGUUUGGACAAGUUUUACUGGCUAUUGGCUUGUAUGGCUGCAGCAAAUUUGUGUGUUUAUGUGUUUUUGGCUCGGCGUUACUCUUACAAGAAUGUGCAGAAGGUAGCUGUGGUCGACUGCUAUGAAGGUGAAGAGGAAAAGGGCGGUUCAUUGGCAUAAUUAGUUAUAAACUUAUAAUGUAGGUAUGAUAUAUGUAAUGUGUCUAAACUCUAAAGAAUAAUGCAACUGUUCAAUUUGAGUUGAGAAUAAUCCAGUUUCUUAAAGAAUG